Molecule: messenger RNA, 764 nt
Organism: Sardina pilchardus (European sardine)
Lineage: Eukaryota; Metazoa; Chordata; Actinopteri; Clupeiformes; Clupeidae
Gene: tmem160
Product: transmembrane protein 160
Exons: 4
Coding region: 40-735 (231 amino acids)
Source: RefSeq, a predicted model, not a curated record
GGUCGCGAAAAGGUCGUGUUUUGAUUUCGUAGGAGAAUUAUGGCCGCACUUAGCACUAGUUGGAUAAGGUAUCGGAAUUUUCCUCGACUUGCGUCUCAAUUUUACCGUGUCCUGAAGAAUGCAGCGCCCCAGAUGUCAGCCACGUCGGUUCGGCGACUACACCGGAGUCCACGCUCGUGGGUCGUGGAGAAGGGUGCGUGGGGCAAAUCCCGACUGCCAGAGCCUCAUCAACUGACAGAACUGGACAAGGCAGAUGCUCUGAUGCUACGGAAAUCUCAUGAAACAGGGUUCCUCUCCUGGUUCCGGAACGGUCUGUUGGCCACAGGAAUUGGCGUCAUCGCCUUUGUGCAGAGUGACGUGGGACGAGAGGCCGCCUACGCCUUCUUCAUCCUGGGCGGCGUGUGCGUGUCGUUCGGCGGCGCCUCCUACGUGGGCAGCCUGCUGACGCUGCGCCGCUUCAUGCUGCUGUCGCUGCCCGCCGCGCUGCUCCAGGCGGCCGUGGUGUCCAGCGCCGCCCUCUUCUGGCUCUGCGCCGUCUCGCUCUACGUGGGCCGCCUGGAGGUGGAGAUCAUCCACGAGGACGACGACGAGUACGACGACGACGACGACGACCGCCACCACCGAGGAGGAGGCAGGAGGAGAGGAGAGGACGAGGACGACGACAACAACCACAACGGGGGGAGGGGGGAGUGCGCCGACUGCAAGGCCCGCCGGAAUGGACGGCAAGAUAAGUGAGGAGAGAGAGAGAGAGAGAGAGAGAGAGA